AUGGUCAAUCCAAACAGAAAAGAUUGGUCUCUAUGCUUGAAUGAUGCAUUGUGGGCAUACAAAACUGCUUACAAAACACCCAUCGGGAUGUCUCCAUUCCUGUUGGUUUAUGGGAAAGAAUGUCACCUGGCAGUCGAGUUAGAGCAUCGUGCUUAUUGGGCUUUUAAAAAGCUCAAUUUUGACAUGAAGGCAGCUGAAGAUAGGCGUCGCUUGCAACUAAACAAGCUUGAAGAAUUAUGGCAUGAAGCCUAUGAGAAUGCAAAGUUAUAUAAAGAGCGGGCUAAAAGGUACCACGAUAAGAAGCUUGUGAGGAAGAAUUUUUCUGUUGGGCAGAAGGUGCUAGUGUACAAUUCUCGUUUGAAACUUUUUUCGGGAAAGCUCAAAUCAAAGUGGCAUGGCCCGUAUGUGAUACAAGUUGUGUUCCCUCAUGCUAGAACCUGCAUUAGACCAUCUGAAGUAAAUGCUAUCUUUUUAUUCCUUGAAAGUGAUGAAGGCAUUCCUUGA
Tripterygium wilfordii is the source of this 504-nucleotide messenger RNA. RefSeq lists its product as uncharacterized. NCBI's taxonomy places the organism in Eukaryota, Viridiplantae, Streptophyta, Magnoliopsida, Celastrales, Celastraceae. Gene Ontology annotation, molecular function: nucleic acid binding. Bases 1 to 504 code for a protein of 167 amino acids. The record is from RefSeq and is a predicted model, not a curated record. The transcript is spliced from 2 exons.